Messenger RNA from Exophiala aquamarina CBS 119918, 1890 nucleotides. RefSeq lists its product as uncharacterized. Bases 1 to 1890 code for a protein of 629 amino acids. The record is from RefSeq and is a predicted model, not a curated record. Gene Ontology annotation, cellular component: Holliday junction resolvase complex; nucleus. Gene Ontology annotation, biological process: double-strand break repair; mitotic intra-S DNA damage checkpoint signaling; resolution of meiotic recombination intermediates. Lineage: Eukaryota; Fungi; Ascomycota; Eurotiomycetes; Chaetothyriales; Herpotrichiellaceae. Gene Ontology annotation, molecular function: nuclease activity; DNA binding. The transcript has a single exon.
AUGGCGGAAAUCAUCGAGAUCGGCUCGUCUUCGCCACUAAGCAGUCCUGGUGGGAAAGUCGAAGCAAAGACAACUUUCCAGAUUCCGAUCGAUUUCAUAGUUGGCUCGGAUGGCUCGGAUGGCUGUGAGGAUUGGGAUUCGCUCGACUUCACGAUCGACCGCCCUUCCAAGAAGCGACGCAUAGCACCAGAAAUCCAAAAUAAAAAAGUAACGUCCGAAACAUUGCUGUUUGACCUGUCAUCUGACCAAGAAGAGCCGCCCCAGUUGAGGAGAAUAACAUCAGCAGGUUGUAGGGAUCGGUUACAGUGUUCCAACGCAGCGACGACCACUUUUGAUGAAAUCACAUUUUCUUCCUCCGCUCCAGAAUUGAGCCAGUCAAAGGCAAACACUGGGAAGAAAACCUGGAACGACUCACAAGACGACAUCAAUCUAAGCUUUGGAGGCGAAUCUACCGAUGCUGGCUACUCUCACCGGACUGCGCAGCUUCUGGCGACACUCUCUCAACCUAUUUUGCACGACAGCAAGGUGCGUUCACGACCUGCCAAAGUGGACACAGUGCGCAAGGCGCUAAAAUCGACCUCUAAGAGUGAAAGCCGGGACGAGAUUCUCUUCACUUCAAGUCCUGAGAAAGCGAAGCCUUUGAAAAAGCCCAAGCCAUCAGCCGUCACAAAAGCUAACCGGGAUGCUGAGAGAGAAGCAGAGAAGGAGCGAAAACGACUAGAGCGGGAGCGGAAAACCCAGGAAAAACAGAAGGCUGCAGAUCUUGCUGAGGUCAAUAAAGCUCGGACAAAUAAGAAAAGCACAGCAUCGGAAAUGAUAGUCGAUGUGACUAGUUCGCUGCAAGGUACUAGUAUCGGAAACCAGGUCGAACAAUACAUGAAGCAGGCAGAGAUUGAGAUGCACUACUUUGAUGACGAGAUCAAUUUGAUGUCAGAUGUUGUUGAAAAGAACCACUUCGGAAAUGUAAUCAGGUGGCGGCGCAAAGUCGGUUCGGCCUACAAUGACGAGCAGGGUCUGUGGGAGCCCACUUCGAGAACACGCAUUGAACGAGAAGAACACAUCUUAAUUCACAUGCCUGCCACUGAGUUUGUUGCGACCAUGGUCUCACGAUAUCCCGUGUCCUCCAUGGACACGGUCCCAAGCGAAGCAACUAUGAAAGCAAACAUAGACGCCCACGUUGUGUCAAUGCGCAGUCGGUACCAUGAAUGCAUUCCAGUCUAUGUUAUCGAGGGAAUGAGUACGUGGUUGAAGAAGAACGCCAAUGCAAAAAACCGACAAUAUGCUGCCGCUGUGCGAGCACAAGUGGACGACGCGGCAACAGAGGCAUCCAACCCGGUCUCAAAUGGUGCUCAGCCCAGAAGUAAGAAACGCAAGAAGCCUGCAGCCCCCUCGGUAGACUUGUCGUCCAUCACUAGUGCACAGGUGGAAGACAUUCUCCUGCACCUACAGCUCGCCCAUCAACCAAUUUUCAUUCAGCAUACCGCAUCACCGGCGAACACUGCCUCGCAAAUAUUGACACUCACCCAGCACCUGUCAACCAGGCCUUACCGACUGGCUCAGCUUGACUACAAUCUCAGGAAUGCGUCGUUCUGCAUGGAUAGUGGUCAGGUCAAGACGGGCGAAAACGCAAGAGAGACUUUUGCUAAGAUGCUACAGGAGGUGCAGCGGGUCACCCCAAGCAUGGCAUACGGUAUAUUAGAUGGAUGGAGCAGUGUGACGAAACUCGUCAGUGGGUUUGAAGAACAUGGCAAUCUCUUACUGGAGGACGUCAGAAAAAGUCUCAACAAAGACGGCGCUUGGAGUGAAAGGAGACUGGGCCCGAUGGUGAGCAAGCGAUUGUUCAAGGUCUUUAUGGGAAGAGAUCCAACUGCUACCGAUGGGAUGUCUUGA